Alexandromys fortis (reed vole) is the source of this 1845-nucleotide messenger RNA. RefSeq names its product suprabasin (gene Sbsn). The record is from RefSeq and is a predicted model, not a curated record. Bases 44 to 1732 code for a protein of 562 amino acids. The transcript has 4 exons. NCBI's taxonomy places the organism in Eukaryota, Metazoa, Chordata, Mammalia, Rodentia, Cricetidae.
CUUCUCCGGCUCCUCUCUGCACCCUCCCCGCCUUUCCAACAGCAUGCAUCUCGCCAAUUCGCUCAGGUCCUGCUGCCUCCUACUGCUCCUGGGGGCUCUGACAGCAUGGGCAGCCCACGAUGAUCCCCUUGAGAAGGUCAUAGAAGGGUUCAGCCGAGGGCUGAGCAACGCAGAGAGAGAGGUGGGCAAGGCCCUUGAAGGCAUCAAUAAUGGAAUCACUCAAGCUGGAAGGGAAGUGGAAAAAGUUAUUAAUGGACUUAGCAACAUGGGGAGCCAGGCUGGCAAGGAUUUGGACCGUGGCUUGGACAAGGUAGCCCAUGGCAUCAACAAUGGCGUCGGACAUGCAGAAAAGGAAGCAGAGAAGUUAACCCAUGGGGUCAACCACGCCGCUGGACAGGUUGGGAAGGAGACAGACAAAAUCAUCCAUCAUGGGGUCCAUCACGGGGUCAACCAGGCGGGCAAUGAAGCAGGGAGGUUUGCUCAGGGGGCCCACCAUGGUUGGGGGCAGGCUGGAAAUGAGGCUGGGAGGUUGGGACAAGGGGCUCACCAUGCUCUUGGUCAGGGUGGGAAGCAGACAGAGAAAUUAGGUCAAGGGGCUCACCAUGCUCUUGGUCAGGGUGGGAAACAGACAGAGAAAUUAGGUCAAGGGGUCCACCAUGCUCUUGGUCAGGGUGAGAAGGAGGUAGAGAAGUUUGGUCAAGGGGUCCACCAUGCUCUUGGUCAGGGUGAGAAGGAGGUAGAGAAGUUUGGUCAAGGGGUCCACCAUGCUCUUGGUCAGGGUGGGAAGCAGACAGAGAAAUUAGGUCAAGGGGCCCACCAUGCUCUUGGUCAGGGUGGGAAGCAGACAGAGAAAUUAGGUCAAGGGGCCCACAAUGCCUUUGGUCAGCCUGGGAGACAAGCAGAAAAAUUUGGUCAGGAUGGUCACCAUGCAUUUGGUCAGCCUUCGAAGGAAGUAGAGAAGUUUGGUCAAGGGGUUCACAACGCUUUUGGUCAGGCUGAGAAGGGGGCAGAGAAAUUGGGUCAGGGAGUCCACCAUGCUUUUGGUCAGGCUGGAAAGGAAGGAGGGAAAGUGGUGCAAGGGGCCAAUCAGGGACUUAGCCAUGCUGCAAUGGAGGCACAGCAGUUUGCCCAUGGUCAUGGCCAUGGUUAUUAUGCUGCAGGGCAGCCUUGGCAAGAUGGAGUCAACCAGGCUGGGAAGGAGAUGGAGCAUUUUGGCCAGGGUGUCCACCAUACCAUUGACCAGGCUGGGAAGGAGACGGAAAAGGUGGUCCAAGGGGUCCAGACUGGGGUCAACCAGGCCGAGAAGGAGGCAGAGAAAGUAGGUCAAGGGGUCAACUCUGGGGUCAACCAGGCCAGGAAGGAGGCAGAGAAAGUUGGCCAAGGGGUCCACACUGGGGUCAACCAGGCCGAGAAGGAGGCAGAGAAAGUUGGCCAAGCGGUCAACUAUGCUGCUGGCCAGGCCGAAAAGGAAGCGGAGAAGCUUGGCCAAGGUGUCCACCAUGCUGCUGGCCAGGCCGGGAAGGAAAUGGACAGGUGGCAGCAAGAUGUUCAUAAUGGGGUCAACCAAGCCAGCAAGGAGGCCAACCAGCUGCUGAAUGGCGCUCAUCAAGGCGGGCACGCAGGCCAACACGGAGGGGCCGCAACCACUACAUUAGCAUCUGGGGCCUCGGUCAACAAGCCAUUUAUCAACUUCCCAGCUCUGUGGAGGAGUAUCGCCGCCAUCAUGCCCUAAACUGAUGCCCAGGCAACACAGAAUGUUCAUGUUGUCACAUCAGCUGAAAUGGCCUGGAGGAGCUGGGGGUGGGGAAGAGCUUCCUGGGUGUCCUUAGCGGGGGCUGCUUUGAG